GCUGCUGCUCUGCCAUCGGCUCCCCGCGCGCAGGUCUGCGGGGAGGGGCGGCCUGCUGAAAGGCCCACCCCUGGGCGUUCCUGAAGGGCGCCUCGGCCGCCCCUCACCGCCCCCCAGAUGUACUAUGCGGUUUCCCAGGCGCGCGUGAACGCGGCCCCCGCGACCAUGCUUCGGCCACAGCGGCCUGGAGACGUGCAGCUCGGGGCCUCCCUGUACGAGCUGGUGGGCUACCGGCAGCCGCCCUCCUCCUCCUCCUCCUCCACUUCCUCCUCCUCCACGACGGCCCCCCUCCUCCCCAAGGUGGCGCGCGAGAAGCCGGAGGCGCCAGCCGAGCCGCUGGGCACAGGAUCCGGGCCGGGUGCGCACGCGGGCGGAGGCUCCCGGGCGGACGCCAAAGAGGAGCAGCAACAGCAGCUGCGGCGCAAGAUCAACAGCCGCGAGCGGAAGCGCAUGCAGGAUCUGAACCUGGCCAUGGACGCGCUGCGCGAGGUCAUCCUGCCCUACUCCGCGGCGCACUGCCAGGGCGCGCCCGGCCGCAAGCUCUCCAAGAUCGCCACGCUGCUGCUCGCCCGCAACUACAUCCUGCUGCUAGGCAGCUCGCUGCAGGAGCUGCGCCGCGCGCUCGGCGAGGGCGCUGGGCCCGCUGCGCCGCGCCUGCUGCUGGCCGGCCUGCCCCUGCUCGCUGCCGCGCCCGGCUCUGUGCUGCUGGCGCCCGGCGGGGGGCCGCCCGACGCGCUGCGCCCGGCCAAGUACCUGUCACUGGCGCUCGAUGAGCCGCCGUGUGGCCAGUUCGCGCUCCCCGGCGGCGGCCCGGGCGGCGGCGCGAGCAGCCCCGGCCUCUGCACCUGCGCUGUCUGCAAGUUCCCGCACUUCACGGUGUCGAGCGUAGCAGACGAAACGACCCUCAGCGGCUGGACGAUUGGCAUUGCAGUGCCGCGGGAGGGGGAAUGA
Messenger RNA from Vicugna pacos (alpaca), 951 nucleotides. NCBI's taxonomy places the organism in Eukaryota, Metazoa, Chordata, Mammalia, Artiodactyla, Camelidae. The record is from RefSeq and is a predicted model, not a curated record.